AUGCUCCGCGGUGGCGACAGCGGCUACUCUGAUGACGCAGCCGCCGGUACCUUUGGCAGAUUCCGACGCGGCGCUGUUGCGCUGCCGCAGCUCGGGGGCGGGCGCGUCGACCUGCGCUCCGUGGCGGACCCCGACCUGCAGCGCAUGUUGGACACUCCUGAGCAAAUUUUGCGUCCCGAUGCUCAGCGUAAUCUUCUGCUAUGCGAUGCUCCAGCCAAGGUUGCGUGCGAUCCCACGCUUCGCCAGCAGGGUCGUGACUACGGUUUCUUUCUUUCCAGCCUCCUAGGUGCCAACGUCAUCGAGGUCGGCCCCAGUUCCGAGGAGGUCGGGAUCUUCUUUGCGUUGAAAAAGUCGGGUGACCUACGCUUGAUCUUCGACGCCAGACGUGCCAACUGCUGGUGCCACACUCCAUUGACAUGUUCCUUGCCUUCUGGAGAGUCACUGGCGGCCAUGAGUAUCCCACCCGACAGUCAGUUACACAUGGCGGGAGGUGACGUGGAAUGUUGUUUCUACCAAUGUGCCCUCCCCGAGGCCUUCCGCCACUUGUUCGGACUCAUGCCCGUCGAGGCCCGCUUUCUGGACAAAGCUUGGCAGCAGCGUCUGAACGUGUCAGGGCACCAUCUCGUGCAGCGUCGCGUGCGAGUCGUUCCCAUGGGGUGGAGCUGGGCCACAUGCCUGAUCCAGCGCGUUCACCUCCACCACUUCGGCAACCUCCCUGUGCAGUUGCCCUGGGUCGUCGACAAGAUGAAGUCGGCAAACUUUGGCAUCCACAAGGGUGGCAACGCUCUCUACAUCGACAAUUUCGCCUGUUUCGCUACCGAUGCUGGUCUGGCCCAGGAGCAGGUGGACAGCAUGAAGGCUGCACUGGCGCAUGUCGGGGUGGUCUCCUCUCUGGGCCCGGCGUCCGACACACCAACGUUCAUCGGAUUUGAGUUGGUGCACCAUUCGCGGUGGAGGCCCACCCCGAAGAAGUGUUGGCGAGCUGUGCUGGGGCUUCGGCAUCUGCUCAACACCAGCCCUCUGGUCUGUGGCAGGGACCUUGAGCACAUCCUCGGACACCUCAUUCACAUUUUCACGCUGAAGCGCGAGCUGCUCAGCAUCUUCAACGCCACGUACUCCUUCAUCAAGGGCAGCUACCUUCGUCGUCAGCCCCUGUGGGCCUCAGUGGUUCGCGAGCUCCGUUGGGUGCUGGCGCUCCUGCCGCUGGUGGAGGUGGACAUCCAGCUCCCCUGGCGCACCGAGGUCCACUGCUACGAUGCGUCGCCGUGGGGCUUUGGUGUGACGUCGGCCUCUUGGGCCCUAGACGUCGUGCGCGAGCUCGGAGCUUGGAGUGAGCGCUCGAGACUCAAGGGGCCCUGGGCUGUGCGGGGUAAGCAUCGUGAGCGGGCCCUAGGCUCGCUCGAGGCCUCCAGCGAGGGCUUCGAGGAUAUCCCACACGCCCUGCUGGUCAGCACUCGGUGGAAGGAGAAGGCAGACAUGGGCUACGCCUCGCACCGUGUGCUCAGCCGCCGGGUCUUGGCGGCGACAUCGGGGCUCUCCUCGAGCACGACCCCGACGGCGCCUGUGAUCAGGCGCCCCACGCACGCACCUUCGGCCAAGCGGAAGCGUGGGCCAUGCAGGCCCCCCCGGGUCUCGGCCGAGAUCAGGGAGCUGGCUCCCUGGCUGACCCCGCUGCAGGCCAAGCGCGUGCAGACCAAGACACGGCUGGCCUAUUCUCAGUUGCUGGUGGCGCUGGCCAUGUGGCUCAACGUGGCCCCUUUUCCAAAGCUGAACGGCGAGCAGUGGGGCGCCAUCCUGGUCGACUUCUUAGAGGACCAGUUGGACCGCAGCAUGACCCUCAGCAUGGCCGUCAAGACGGUGUCCGCGGUGCUGUCCUCCCGGCCGCCCUUGCCCAUCGAGUGCGUGACGGCCAUUGCCGCGCGGCUCGCCGCAGAGGGCGACCUUCUUAUGGCUCUCUUCGUCUGGGUGUCCUUCGAGACCUACUGGCGCCCCAGCGAGGGGCUUGCGCUGCUCGGGUAUCAGGUGCUGCCAGGGCUGCCAGGCGGAUCAGGAUCAGCUCAUCACCUCUCGUUCCUGGUCCGUCCGUCCGAGCAGGAGACCCCCACCAAGACAGGCCUCUUCGACGUCAGCAUUGUCCUGGACCUGCCUCGUCAGCAGUUCUUGGUGCCCCUCCUCUUGGCAGUCAAGCACCGGGUCCGGGACAGCGGCUUGAUGUUCCCGAUCUCUCACAUGGAGGCUCGGUCUCGCUUCCAGGCAGCCGCCAUCGCCGUCAACGUGGGCAGCCUGCGCCCUACUCUGUACAGCCUGCGUCAUGGGGGAGCCUCUCACGAUCGGGCGUCCAACAGCAGGUCUGCCCACGAUGUCACAGCAAGAGGGCUCUGGCGGUCCUCCAACUCGGUCCUGAGGUGCGAGAAGCACUCCCGUCUGGCUCGCCAGCUACACGCACUCCCAGCUGCUGCGCGCCACGCCGUGACAGCAAGCUAUCGUGGCGCUGCCAACGCCUUCACGGCGCUCUUUUGGAAGCACUGGCCCGCUGCCGCAUCCCAGGCUUCCCAGUUGUAUUAG
Messenger RNA from Prorocentrum cordatum, 2565 nucleotides. The record is from the annotation of a GenBank genome assembly. Lineage: Eukaryota; Dinophyceae; Prorocentrales; Prorocentraceae.